Neltuma alba is the source of this 2245-nucleotide messenger RNA. RefSeq names its product protein root UVB sensitive 6-like. The record is from RefSeq and is a predicted model, not a curated record. Bases 203 to 1753 code for a protein of 516 amino acids. The transcript has 13 exons. NCBI's taxonomy places the organism in Eukaryota, Viridiplantae, Streptophyta, Magnoliopsida, Fabales, Fabaceae.
GCCUUAGAUCAUUGUCCACGGCGUGAGACCGAACUUUCACGUAGAUACAUUCCGUUUGUUCAUAAACCUUCGAUGAAAACAAUGCUGCUAUCAUUUUUCUUUCUCUAUAAAUCCAAGUCCAGUUCCAACCCUUCUCUGCCUAUGUCUAAUUUUCGUUCUUAGCUCGCCAUUCUGAGCUUUUUUUCUCUUCGAUUUCACUCCCAUGGCUCCCAUAAAUCUGAAGCAAUCGCCUAAUGCCUCCUCCACUUCUCAAGCAAUAGCUUCGUCUCAGGAUGCUCGAGUCCUUGUGCGCGAAACGCUGCGUAUAAGUGCUAAUUUGGCUUCGCCGCCGACCGUUGCUGCUGCUCCCGCCGCCACCGAAGCAACGUCGUUGGUGGAACCGGAGUGUCAAAGGAGAAUUAUCGGUGGUGUCGCUGUUGGUGGGGAGGAAUUUGUGGGUUCAAGCUUCAGAUUGAUCUGCUGCGAGGAAAUGUGUGGCCGUAGAUGGAAGUAUGUGGCGGAGAGCGAUGGCUCGGGGGGCUUUAAAAGGAAUUCCGUUCGCGCACUUAGCUUGCAUACUCCUCAAGCUCCAGUUGAUGAGUUAAUGUCAUUUGUGAGAUCCUAUGUUGUUCCAGAAGGUUUUCCUGCUAGCGUUACACCUUCAUAUGUGCCGUACAUGACAUGGAGAGCUCUGAAGCACUUUUUCGGGGGAGCAAUUGGCGUAUUAACAACUCAAACGCUAUUGAGUUCAGUAGGAGUCUCCCGAAACAGAGCUGCUCCUGGGGCUGUAGCUAUCAACUGGAUUCUCAAGGAUGGUGCUGGUCGAAUUGGAAAGAUGAUUUAUGCUCGGCAAGGAAAGAAGUUUGAUUAUGACCUAAAGCAGUUGCGGUUUACAGGUGAUCUUCUGUUGGAGUUAGGUGCUGGAGUUGAAUUAGCAACUGCAGCAGUGCCACAUCUAUUUCUUCCUUUGGCAUGUGCUGCUAAUGUAGUAAAGAAUGUUGCUGCUGUAACAUCAACGUCAACUCGGACACCAAUUUAUAAAGCCUUUGCUAAAGGAGAAAACAUAGGUGACAUCACUGCUAAAGGAGAAUGUGUUAGCAAUAUUGCAGACCUGAUAGGAACUGGACUUGGCAUAUUGAUGAGCAAAAAAAAUCCUUCUCUACUAUCCUCAUUUGCCUUCCUUUCUUGUGGAUAUGUGCUAAGCUCUUAUAAAGAGGUAAGAUCUGUGGUUUUGCACACACUGAACAGGGCCAGAUUUAGUGUGGCAGUAGAGUCCUUCCUCAGGACAGGGCGAGUACCUGCUUUGCAGGAGGGUAAUAUGAAUGAGAACAUAUUCAGUUUUCCAUGGAAAGAGAAGCCUGUUGUCCUUGGAUCCAGAUUCAAGGAUGCAUUCCAAGAUCCGAGUGCAUAUGUGGCCAUAACGCCUCUGUUUGAAGAAGAGAGGUAUCUUGUGACGUAUAACCCUUCAAAGAGUAAAGUGUAUGCACUUCUUAAGGGUCAGGCGAAGUCAGACGAUAUUCUAAAAGCAGCAUUUCAUGCUCAUGUCCUUUUACACUUUAUAAAAUCGUCAAAUUCAAGUAAGGUCUCUUCUUGGAAGCACAGGGAGGAUCCAAACUCAGAUGAGAUGCUCAACAUUGCUUACCUCAAAGCUUGUAUUGCUGAGUCAUGCAAGACAGUGUCAAAUUGUUAUGGGCAAUUUAAGAAUAAAGCUGAGGAGCAGGGUUGGACUAUGUCAGAAUCUCUUCUCAAUCCCGGUCAAGCUAGGCUGUGUUAAUUGACUAAAUGGGUGAUACUUUGAUUUCCUCACCUGGCUGCUGUGGGUUUUGACUAAAAAUCAAAUGGGAGAAAUUCUCCACAGAUCCAGAUGAUGAAAGCUUGGUUGUCAAAUCAAUCAUUUAUAGACGUGCGCUUGUUAAUACACUUCCAUUGGAGUUUACUUGUGAUAUGCUUGCUUGUCUAUCAAUGAUUAGUUUGAUAUACCAAUUUAUUAUUAGAAUUCUGCUCUAAGAAUUUCUCCUCAAUGUUCUUGGACUGCUCUGGAUAACGUGCAAUGGGCCAAGCAACCAAAACUUCAAAUCCCCAUUGGUGUGAACAGAGACAUAACGAUGCUGGAGAGGAAUCAUGGAGACCUUGAAUCUCAGAAAACCUGAGCAUAUUCUCAUCUGGAUAUUUAAUAUGAAUGGAGACUUAUUAUAGAAUUAUAGGAAUGAGUUGCUAGCAUAUGAUUAUGUAUAGUUUGUAUCAUAUGACUAUUCUGAGGAAAUCU